This is a messenger RNA of Trichogramma pretiosum, 2166 nucleotides long. RefSeq lists its product as uncharacterized. Gene Ontology annotation, cellular component: nucleosome. The coding region runs from base 1 to 2166 and encodes 721 amino acids. The transcript is spliced from 2 exons. Lineage: Eukaryota; Metazoa; Arthropoda; Insecta; Hymenoptera; Trichogrammatidae. The record is from RefSeq and is a predicted model, not a curated record. Gene Ontology annotation, molecular function: protein heterodimerization activity; structural constituent of chromatin; DNA binding.
AUGUCUUCCGACGACCAAUCCGCUGAAAGUUUCCACGGCGAAGACGAUUUUAAUAAAAAAAAAUUAGAAAGUUUGAAGAAUUUACGUGAAAAUAUCAAUUGGAAGGUUAGAAAAGAGCGUAACGAAUUGCUCUUUCAACUUUAUCCCUUAAUCAGUGAUUGGACAAUUGGACAUUCAGAUCUUCGUAGCAUUUUUCGACCCAAAGAAAUCAACUGGCUUCUCAUUGAGGAGGUGAAGAAUCUGAACGAGUUCUUCAAUUAUAUAACUGAACGUCAAUUGAUCACCAGAAAUUAUGAUGAAACUAGAUAUCAAUGGAAACUCCUCGACUUUGUGAACAAAACCGGCUACAAGGACGUGCCCGAAGUUAACAGAGAUGGCAAACCACUAUUGCGUCGCACCACACCACUGCAUCAUGUGUCUCGAUUCAACAACUGGACCAAACUUCGUCAUAUACUUCGAGAUCGAAGGAUCAUUCCUAUCAUCCGUAAACUUUUUAACAUUUACAACAGAUUUGACUUGAAUUACGCCGACGAUUUGGGAUGUACACAUUUCCACGUGGCCUGUGAGUAUGGUUUGAAAGACGUCGUCCAAAAAUUCCUCGAGCUCGGCCAGGAUCCUAAUCUCCUCGUGCAAAAAACGGGUAAUUCCCCACUGUACUUGGCUCUGAGCCACAACAAAAGAGAAGUGUCGCGAUUGUUGCUAAAACACGGCGCCGAUCCUAACGUAGCCAACAAAGACGGAAGAACAGCUCUGCAUGUUCUCGGCGAGAAUUACUGGAAUUCACCGAAUAUGGAAAUGAUAUUCGAGCUCAAGAAAAAAUGUAAGCCAGGACAAGUUGAUGCCCGAGACAAGUCGGGCAACACACCAUUGCACUUGGCUGUGCCAUCUCUCUUUACCCAUGUAAAACACGUAGUCCAAGCGUUGCUGGAGAUAGGCGCCAACCCGAAUGUGGCUAACAACGAGGGAUUAACUCCUAUGCAUAUUAUUUGCAAAAGACAUUGUAAUGAUGGUUUGUGGGAGUUAUUCUGGAAUAUCAGCGAUGACAUGAAGCGGCCGGUGCAGCUCGACGUCCGGGACAAGUCGGGUAAUACACCAUUGCACUAUGCUCUGAAGUACAAAGACCACAAUGUAAUCAAAUUGCUGCUGAGAAACGGCGCCGAUCCGAAUGCGGUUAACGAGGAGGGACUGACUCCUCUGCACAUUAUUUCCAAGACUGACUACUUCUGGAACUGGGCAAAAAUGUUCACCAAUAAAGAAUUCAAUCCGCUGGUGCAGGUUGACGCUCGAGACAAAUUAGGCCGGACACCACUACAAUUGGCCGUGGCAAAUCUCUUGCCGAAUAUGGUCGAUGUCCUCUUGGAUAAUGGCGCUGAUUUGUCCAGCUUCGUUUUCCCCACCGAGGAUUACUUCGCUGAGAAAUUAGAACCAUUGGAAAUCUAUGGGAGACGUGAAAAGACGCCUAAUUUUAAAUUGAGAAUUGCAUCUCGUGCUAUGGCCGUCAUCGAGUGUCUUGAGAAUAGAGGAUACGAAGUAGACCGAAGUAACGCCCUGACGGUCAUGAAAUUUUUCGCAGACUAUGAAUUGUUCGACAAGUCGGCGGAUCUUGAAGCAUGCGACGGCGCAAAAUUGAUGAAAAAAGUGAAAAAAACGAAGAAAAUAAAGAUAUUGCCAAAAAAACAGUCAUCUCUGUACGACCUAAUACGGUUACGACCCGAAGAGCUGGCAAAAUCAAUCACAUUAAAGGACUUGAAACUCUUUGCGGGCUAUAGCAAAUUAUGUAAGCUUCCCAAAAAGCUUAGCGAAGCUUGUGUUUUGCAUCUUUGCGAGAUGAUAUCGAGAAUGUUUUUUCGAAGUUGGGCAACGAUAUCUUUCUUGGACUUGACACGUUGCAAGUUUCCGGUUCUCUGCUGUGAAAAAAUCAUCGAGAAUUUGAAGAACGAAGACUACUAUCGACGAGUAGGUAGCGCGGAUAAGAAGGUCAAGAGGAAGUCGGACAAAGAGAGCCUCGGCAUCUACCUCUAUAAGGACCUGAAGCAGGUUCACGCCUACUCGAAUAAGUCGACCAUCACAUCUCGGGAGAUCCAGAUGGCUGUCGGACCUCUGCUCCUAGGAGAGCUGGUCAAGCACGUGAUCAGCGAAGGGACUAAAUUCGUCACGGUUUGUUGA